ACCUUUGUUUGCGGAACUAUCGCGCACAGUCGGACAUACAUUGGUGUCGCACACAUACUAUCUGUUUACCAGGAGUUCCGCCAAUAUCCAGGCUAAUAGUAAACUUAACACAACACCGCAUUUUAACCGACAACGGUGGAAAAAUAAAAAUGAAACCAGCCGUGGACGAGAUGUUUCCAGAGGGAGCUGGUCCUUACGUGGACCUGGACGAGGCAGGGGGCAGCAGCGGUUUGCUAAUGGAUCUCGCGGCCAAUGAAAAAGCAGUUCACUCUGACUUCUUCAAUGACUUCGAGGAUCUUUUUGAUGAUGAUGACCUGCAGUGAAACAAACGCUGAGAGACACAAAAAAAAGACUUUGAGAAAAUGGGGUCAUUCUGACCAUAUGCACUUUGUCAUAUUUGUACAGCCCCUCUCCCCCCUACUCCUCCCACUGUUCUUGAUGUAGAUCCUCACCCAAUUGAAAUAAAGCCUCUCUCUGUUUUUACACCAAAAUGUGCAAAGACGAGCUGUCAGCGUGAACCAGG
This is a messenger RNA of Cynoglossus semilaevis (tongue sole), 523 nucleotides long. It is a transcript of the gene cops9, whose product is annotated as COP9 signalosome subunit 9. The transcript is spliced from 3 exons. NCBI's taxonomy places the organism in Eukaryota, Metazoa, Chordata, Actinopteri, Pleuronectiformes, Cynoglossidae. The record is from RefSeq and is a predicted model, not a curated record. The coding region runs from base 150 to 323 and encodes 57 amino acids.